Molecule: messenger RNA, 231 nt
Organism: Protopolystoma xenopodis
Lineage: Eukaryota; Metazoa; Platyhelminthes; Monogenea; Polystomatidea; Polystomatidae
Source: the annotation of a GenBank genome assembly
AUGGCAAAACUCACUGAUGAUGCCGACUACGAUGCCGGCGAACACAUUGAGAAUGUACCAAGUCCACUGUCUGAUGCUGGGAAUCAUGACAACUACUAUGGCAGACGACUUCGGACAAGGUGGGUUCUACUAAGUCGCCAUGACAACAAGACCAAUUUGCGACAACGAGGUCAACCCAUUCUUAUAAAUCGAAAUGAGACUGCGACCAUACCAGAGGCCGCAACAUCUUGA